AGGCCACUGGGAAUUUGGUUGGCUGCGUUUUAUGAAGAUAAUUUAGUUUGUGAGAAGGGUCAAAAACCAUACACGGUGGCUAGCUUUUGGAGGUUACCCAGUUGGGGAAUUGAAUGUGGGAUGCUUGGGUUUGUAAUAUAUUAGGUGCAAGAGAACUGCAAUUUUCAAAAGGGUUGCACAUGGCUAGUUUCUUGAUUGAUUAUGGAGUUAGAUUUGGAUGAGGGUAUUGAGGGGUGGAACCACAUGUGCCGUGGUGGCCGUUGAAUUAGUCCACGGGAGUCUAAAAAGGGUUGCUACUUUGUGGGUUUGAGUUGUAGUCGUUGAUAACUUGAUAAAGGCAUUCCUUUGUCCUUUGUUGUUUUGCAUAGAUAAUUUAGUUUUAUAAGAUGAGUUAAGAAGACAGGAAAGGGGUAAGGAUAGCAUGGCUUUAGACGAAUACCCAGACACUGGUUGUUGGUUAAGGUUUGUGUGAAGAAAAGAAAAGGAAGUAGGGCUCCAAAUAGCAUUCUGGGCAGGUUUUAUCUUCCUUGUAUGUGGGCUCUAUUAUUUUCUGAAGGAGUGGACUGGUCCCUCUGAAUUGGCCGGGCAAUGCAAAGUAGCUCUUGGAGCUUCUUGUUAUUGUUUAUAUAGGACCAGGGGACCAUAAAUAGAUGGGACUUCUCGCACGCAGUGCAAUUUCUAGAAAACCAAACGAUACCAUGAGGCUUAUUGUGACAACUUUUGUUGGGGUUGUUUUGGGCUUCUUGAUAGGAGUAUCAUUUCCAUCACUUACGUUAACAAAGCUGAAUCUUCCGUCCGUUGAUCUUCGGGAUAAAAAUUCCGGCCUCUCAACACACACACUUUUGAAUGCAUGGUCUGCUUUGAAGGGAAACAAAAACACAUCAAUUGAAGCUAAAAAACCGGAUAGUACUAAGAUUUGGGUCCCAUCGAAUCCACGAGGUGCAGAAAGGUUACCCCCAGCCAUUGUUGCAGCUGAUUCAGACUUCUAUCUCCGCAGAUUGUGGGGCUUACCUAGUGAGGAUUUAACUAUCAAACAGAAGUAUCUCGUGACAUUCACAGUUGGUUAUGGUCAGAAAGAUAACGUGAAUGCAGCAGUCAAAAAGUUCUCAGAAAACUUCACAAUACUUCUGUUUCAUUAUGAUGGCCGAACAACUGAAUGGGAUGAGUUUGAGUGGUCAAAGCGAGCUAUUCAUGUGAGUGCGCCAAAGCAAACAAAAUGGUGGUAUGCAAAACGAUUUUUGCAUCCUGACAUUGUGGCUGCAUAUGAUUACAUAUUUAUCUGGGAUGAAGACCUUGGGGUUGAGCAUUUUAACGCUGAAGAGUACAUAAGGCUUGUGCGAAAGCAUGGCUUGGAAAUUUCCCAACCUGGUUUAGAACCUAUGAGGGGGCUAGUAUGGCAAAUGACGAAGAGAAGAGGGGAUCGUGAACUUCACAAAGAAACAGAGGAGAAACCGGGCUGGUGCAAGCACCCACUUAUGCCUCCUUGUGCAGCAUUUAUCGAGAUCAUGGCACCGGUGUUUUCUAGAGAUGCAUGGCGCUGUGUGUGGCAUUUGAUUCAGAAUGACUUGGUCCAUGGAUGGGGUCUGGACUUUGCCCUUCAAAGAUGCGUUGAGCCGGCUCAUGAGAAAAUUGGAGUCGUCGAUGCUCAGUGGAUAGUUCAUCAAACGGUUCCAUCACUCGGAAACCAGGGCCAAGCAGAGAAUGGGAAGCCACCAUGGCAAGGGGUGCGGGAGAGGUGUAGAAGAGAGUGGAAAAUGUUUCAGGACCGGCUAUCGAAUGCAGAUAAAGCUUACAACAAAUCCAUGGGAAUUGACCCUCCGAAUUCUACGACUCGAUAGUGGUGUGGGCUGGAUGCAAUCACCUCCAUCAUAAUGGGGUCAUUAGUGUUACAUUUGUGUACCUAUAUAGUUGAUUAGUGUAAUGGAUCAAUCAGAAGCGCGGGGUACCUAGUUUCCCUAGGUCAAAGGAUGCGGGAUGAGUAAAGGCGUAAUAAGUUUUUCUCAAUUUUACAUAUAACUAGCCAUAGAAUCGUUUCGAAUAGUUUACUACAAUGAUUCGACUUAAUUUUAAUUGUUACUAUUAGUGGUCGAAUAUGUUGAUCGAUGGUUGCGAAAUGGAGCGGAAAA
This is a messenger RNA of Rhododendron vialii, 2126 nucleotides long. RefSeq lists its product as uncharacterized. The record is from RefSeq and is a predicted model, not a curated record. The transcript has 15 exons. The coding region runs from base 651 to 1838 and encodes 395 amino acids. NCBI's taxonomy places the organism in Eukaryota, Viridiplantae, Streptophyta, Magnoliopsida, Ericales, Ericaceae.